This is a messenger RNA of Aspergillus bombycis, 975 nucleotides long. Its product is annotated as class I SAM-dependent methyltransferase. The coding region runs from base 1 to 975 and encodes 324 amino acids. The record is from RefSeq and is a predicted model, not a curated record. NCBI's taxonomy places the organism in Eukaryota, Fungi, Ascomycota, Eurotiomycetes, Eurotiales, Aspergillaceae. The transcript has a single exon. Gene Ontology annotation, molecular function: methyltransferase activity.
AUGGCCGACUAUGAAGACACGAUUGAGGUCGACUGGGGGGUGGCAACUCCCGAUCUGACGGACGAUACCUCGUCGGAGGCCAGUACGUCCCUACGAUCCACGGUGCUCGAAUACGAAUUCCGCCACGGUCGGCGCUAUCAUAGCACCCACGCGGGAAACUACCUUUUCCCCAACGACGAAGUCGAACAGGAGCGACUGGACAUGGUGCACCAUAUUUACUACCGACUGUUGCACAAUCGAUUAUUCUUAGCCCCGAUCGACCUUACAGGAAAACGGAUCCUCGAUAUUGGCACCGGGACCGGCGUGUGGGCCAUGCACUUGGGCGAUGAAUACCCGGCAGCCGAAGCCAUCGUCGGCAACGAUAUCAGCCCCAUCCAGCCCCAGUGGGUGCCGCCGAACGUGAAAUUCUACAUUGACGACGUCGAGAAGGACUGGGUGGAGGGUCACCCAUAUGAUCUCAUCCACUGUCGCUACAUGGCCGGUUCCAUUAAGGACUGGCCGCGGUUGAUUAAGCAAUGCUUUGGGAAUCUGAAACCGGGAGGGUAUCUGGAGCUGCAGGAAUCAAUCAAUACACUAUAUUCGGAGGAUGACAGCUUGCCGCCCGAGUGCAACACGGUGAAGAUGAUGGAUGCGCUCAAGGAGGGGUGUCUGCAGAUUGGACAAACCAUGGACCCGGCUCCCAAUAUGCAUGCUUGGGUGGAAGACGCUGGCUUUACUAUCGUCGACGAACGGAAGUUUAAGCUCCCGCUUGGGAACUGGCCAAGGGAUAAGCGGUUAAAGGAAUGUGGCAGCUUCAACCGCGUGAACUUUGUCGAGGGCGUGGACGCCUUUACAGCCUCCAUCCUCCCGGAUAUUCUAGGCUGGCGGAAGGAGGAAGUGACGGUACUUAACGCUGCAGUUCGGAGGGAGGUCAUGGCAAACAGCAUGCAUGCGCUCUUCGACUUCCUGGUCAUUGUUGCCCAGAAGCCCAUGUAG